Molecule: messenger RNA, 450 nt
Organism: Medicago truncatula (barrel medic)
Lineage: Eukaryota; Viridiplantae; Streptophyta; Magnoliopsida; Fabales; Fabaceae
Product: 5-formyltetrahydrofolate cyclo-ligase-like protein COG0212
Exons: 5
Coding region: 1-450 (149 amino acids)
Cellular component (GO): cytoplasm
Source: RefSeq, a predicted model, not a curated record
AUGGAGAAAUCUACGAGACGAGAUGAUUCGAAGGAGGAGAAUCUGAUGAGACCUGUUCAUCAUCGUAUUCCCAAUUCCGUUGCUGCUUUUCUUCCUGCUCACAAGUUGAAGAUGAUGGUCCAUAAAGUUGUUGAUAUUAUUGUGCUUGCUGAAUCUGUGGGUUAUGAUUUCAGUUUACUGAUUCAAUUCGAUUUCAAAACUAUGGUAAAGUUGUGUUGCUGGGAGAAGAACAAAGGGGAGUUGCUGGUGAAUCUGCAAGGAAACGAGAGGGAAAAGGAAGAAGAUGAAGCCAUGGGUACCAUCAAGGAAGCCUGUACUCAUGUUGGUAUUGCCAAAUAUGGACGACCAGUUGGAUUAGAUGAAAAGAUGAAGAUAGAUCUUAUUGUUAUUGGAUCUGUUGCCAUUGACCCGACAACAGGUGCUCAAUUGGGAAAGGGAGAGGUAGCUUAG